Chaetomium globosum CBS 148.51 is the source of this 2400-nucleotide messenger RNA. RefSeq lists its product as uncharacterized. Gene Ontology annotation, biological process: magnesium ion transport. NCBI's taxonomy places the organism in Eukaryota, Fungi, Ascomycota, Sordariomycetes, Sordariales, Chaetomiaceae. The transcript has 2 exons. The record is from RefSeq and is a predicted model, not a curated record. Gene Ontology annotation, cellular component: membrane. Bases 1 to 2400 code for a protein of 799 amino acids. Gene Ontology annotation, molecular function: magnesium ion transmembrane transporter activity.
AUGGAGAACGCCGCAUUAGCCAUCAUUCGCCAUGGCACCGACUUGUUGAACCGCACCGAGACCGCUGCACCUGUCCAAGAAAGGCCGCCGGCAUUCAAGGCGAUUGGUAUAGGGCUGGCUGUUGGAUCAGGAGCCUUUAUCGGGACGUCGUUCGUGCUCAAGAAGGUCGGGUUGCUCAGGGCCAACGAAAAAUACAACGAGGUCGCCGGCGAGGGUUAUGGAUACCUCAAGAACUUCUACUGGUGGGCAGGCAUGAUACUCAUGAUCGUGGGGGAGGGCCUCAACUUUGCCGCCUAUGCCUUCACCGACGCCAUCCUUGUCACCCCGCUGGGCGCUCUCUCUGUCGUCAUCACCACUGUCCUAUCGGCAAUAUUCCUCAAGGAGCGCCUCAGCAUGGUUGGAAAGGUCGCCUGUUUCUUGUGUAUCGUCGGCUCUGUGGUCAUCGUCAUGAAUGCGCCCCAUACGUCCUCAGUCAACAACAUCCAGGAGAUGCAGGGGUUCGUCAUCCAUCCCGCCUUUUUGACAUACGCCGGCGUUGUCAUUGUGGGCUCGGCUGUCGUGGCGUUGUGGUUGGGCCCGAAGUACGGAAACAAGAAUAUGUUGGUUUACAUCUCCAUCUGCAGCUGGGUUGGCGGCCUGAGUGUCGUUGCGACCCAGGGGCUGGGUGCCGCCAUCAUUGCGCAGGCCGGGGGAACGCCGCAGUUCAACCAGUGGUUCCUCUACGUGUUGUUGGUUUUCGUCAUUGGGACACUCCUAACCGAGAUCAUCUAUUUGAAUAAAGCGCUUAACCUGUUCAAUGCUGCGCUGGUCACGCCCACGUAUUACGUUUACUUCACCAGUACGACCAUCAUCAGCUCCGCUAUCUUGUUCCGUGGCUUCAAGGGAACUCCUACAUCAAUCAUUACCGUGGUCAACGGUUUCUUGACCAUCUGCGCGGGCGUCGUCCUCCUCCAGCUGUCCAAGUCCGCCAAAGACGUCCCGGACACUGCCAUUUUCACCGGCGACCUAGACCAGAUCCACACAAUUGCCGAGCAGGCCCAGCCCGAGACGGAGCCCAAGGCGGAUGCCAUCAGAGGCGCCGCUGCCAUUGUGCGGAGAUUGUCUUCCGCGCGACAGAAGAUGGAGCUUGACGAACUGAAACGGCUGCGCGAGGAGAAGCUUCAGGAGAGCCUCGCGCCAGUCAGUGAAGACGGGGCCCCGCAGUAUGAGUGGGAUGGCAUCAGGCGACGGAGGACCGGAACAAUCAGCACGCACAGGUCGGGCGGCACCCCAGCACCUACCCACCUCGCACCCCCGACGCCACACCUGCCGCUGGGCUGGUCGCAUUUCCCCACCGAGGAGGAGCUUGCCGAAGCAAACAGGCCCGUCUCGCCCGGCCUUUCCAGCAUCGUCGGCACGAUCCGCACCAGAGCCCGCAGCGUCCUGCCGGGCCACCCCGAGUUCCGCGCCAAAACUCCCGAUGCCUCCAAGGUGCAAUCUCCGAUGCACCCCGUCCAACUCACAUCGGUCGCCGUUGCCAGCUCCAAGCCCGCUUCAGACGACGACUUCACAGCCUCGAGCCGCCACGUGCAGUUCGGCCAGCCCACCCGCCACGCCUCGGACGCCAGCGGCGAUUCCUUCAUCUCUGCCCUGCCCCCAACACCCCCACCCCACGCCACCGCCCGCCGCCAGUUCUCCUUCCAAAGCAUGUUCAAACGCAACCAGCAGUCCCACAGCCGAACCGGCAGCACUGACACCACCGACCGCCACCACGGCCAUUUCCGCCGCCCGAGCUCCGCCCGCCCCACAUCCUCUCGCCAGGGCCCUCCGUCGCGACACAGGCGCGGCGCCACCGAGGAAGAGACCCUCGGCCUGGUCAAGGGCGACUCCAACUCGAGCCAGCCCGACGCCGGCGCCCGCUCCGCGCCGGCCCUGCCCCGCCACGAUGACGUCAGCGACGAGGAGGACGAAGACGAUGCGAGCUGGGAGGGGAAGGCGUUGGCGAAGGAGGGGGCAUAUCGCGACAGCGACGGCGACGGCGACGACGGCAAAAAUGACCGCAGCUCGGGCCUGUACGGCCACAGCAUCACGCGGGGAUAUGGGCCGGCGCCGGGGUCGAGUCCGCCGCGGUCGUGGCGGAGGGACGGGGAGGGGGAGAUCGUUGAUGAUGGGGAGAAGCCGGGGUGGCUGGAGAGGGGGGAGGAUGAGAGGGAGAGGGAUGAUCGUGCGGGGGCGCGGGAGUAUGAGCAGAUGAGGAGGCGGUUUGCGGAGCAGAGGCGGGCGAGUGCUGGGAAUCAGCGUGGGAAUGGGGAUGGGUAUGGUGGUGGUGGGGAUGGGGGGGAAGAGGAGGGGUUGGAUAGGCCACCGCCGCCUCCGCCGCAUGGGGGGACGUAUCGGUCGAGGACGGGGGGGUUCAUUUAG